ACGUGAGCAGCAGCUGCAGCGCAAUGACAAGAGUCCCACCCCAACCAAACUGUCCCCUUGUUGCAGCUCACACGGGACCCCUCACACAGCAGCAAAGAAGCCACAAGGAGGGGCUGUCACUUGUGCUCACCACCAGCACCAACAUGUCUUACCAGAAGGAGCUGGAGAAGUACCGGGAUGUAGAUGAGGAUGAGCUCAUGAAGGCCAUGUCCCCCGAGGAACUUGCUCAGCUGGACUAUGAGCUCCAGGAGAUGGACCCAGAGAACAUCCUUCUGCCAGCAGGCAUGCGUCAGAAAAACCAAACCACAAAGACUUCGACUGGGCCACUAGACAGGGAUGCCCUCUUACAGCACCUGGAGAAGGAAGCCAUAGAGUACCAGGAAAGAGAUGACCUGGUACCUUUCACUGGGGAGAAAAAAGGAAAAGCUUUUAUACCCAAACAUGCCAAACGUGAGAUCCCCAAAGAAGAGCAGAUCACAUUAGAGCCAGAGCUGGAGGAGGCUUUGGCCAAUGCCACCGAUGCGGAGAUGUGUGACAUUGCAGCUAUCCUGGGCAUGUACACUCUCAUGAGUAACAAACAGUACUACGACGCUAUUACCUCUGGGAUCAUAAUGAAUAAGGAGGGCAUCAACAGUGUGGUUAAGCCAGACACAUACAAACAAGUCCCAGAUGAACCCCCAAAUCCCACCAAUGUGGAAGAGACUUUGAAAAAAAUCCAGAGCAACGCCUCAGACCUAGUGGAGGUGAAUCUGAAUAAUAUCAAGGACAUUCCUGUCCCAACGCUAAAGGAGAUUUGCCAGGCCAUGAAAACCAACAGCCACGUCACAACUCUGACCAUGGUGGCCACGCGUAGCAAUGACCCUGUAGCCUAUGCUGUGGCAGAAAUGCUGAAAGAGAACAAGACCCUUCAAAGUCUGAACAUUGAAUCCAACUUUAUUACAAAUGCCGGGAUGCUGGCUGUUCUCCAGGCCAUGAGAAGCAACAAUACACUCUCCGAGCUCAAGGUGGACAACCAGCGCCAGAACCUGGGAGAUACAGUUGAGAUGGAGAUGGCCUCAAUGCUGGAGAAUUGCCCUUCCAUCGUACGGUUUGGCUAUCACUUCACACAACAAGGACCAAGAGCCCGAGCUGCCACGGCCAUAACAAGGAACCUGGAGCUUCGUCGCAAGCAGAAGAAGGUCUAAGGAAUCCAUCGCCCUGUUGAUUCUCGAAAAAAUAUCAAUGUUCUUCCGUAGCUAAUUAUUAGGGUCUGUUCUGUGAUGUCACAUUUGUGUGCAGCCCAUUCAUUGGACGGAGGGCCCCAUGUGCUCAUUGCAGUUCUUUCCCUGAGCAUGUGCAGGAGACUUUAAACUGGAAUAAAUAGGGCACACCUGAGGUCUUUAACCUUGUAUAUAUGUUCCUACCCCAAUAUGUAAUUUAUCUCCUAUGUGGCCCCCUCAGAUACACCCAAGACUCAACACUUCAUCCCUGCUCAACUCCAUCUUAAGCCCCACCCCUGCUCAACUCCAUCUUAAGCCCAACUCCUGCUCAACUCCAUUUUAAGCCCCACCCCUGCUCAACUCCAUCUUAAGCCAGACCCCUGCUCAACACUAUCAUAAGCCCCACUCCUGCUCAACUCCAUCUUAAGCCCCAACCCCUUCUACAUGUACGGCACCUUCUCUCUUUACAGGCUGCACUUUAACCCUCACAACGUCAUGCCGAAGGCUGCAAAGGUGCUGAACCGACGUAAAUACCAAGGGUUUGGGAAAAUACCUUAUAUUUAAAUAAAGAUGUAAAUAAAGUGACUUUGAACUCAA
This is a messenger RNA of Xenopus laevis (African clawed frog), 1796 nucleotides long. It is a transcript of the gene tmod4.S, whose product is annotated as tropomodulin 4 S homeolog. The record is from RefSeq and is a predicted model, not a curated record. Bases 24 to 1184 code for a protein of 386 amino acids. Gene Ontology annotation, cellular component: myofibril; striated muscle thin filament; cytoskeleton. NCBI's taxonomy places the organism in Eukaryota, Metazoa, Chordata, Amphibia, Anura, Pipidae. Gene Ontology annotation, molecular function: tropomyosin binding. The transcript has 10 exons. Gene Ontology annotation, biological process: muscle contraction; myofibril assembly; actin filament organization.